GUACAACUUCCCUGCGCCCUUCCCUCCUACCACUCCUGACCUCGCCUACCGCUUCACCACCCACUUUAUGCCUCACAUCUCCAGCGUCCUCUCGAUUUCCCCCCCUUGGACCGCGACCCUUCUAAUUGCACAUCCAUGUCUUUGCGAUCCCCUCGGGGCCAUUCGCCCUUACGUUCCCCGGAUCGCAACCCGGCAAGAUCCUCUCGGGGAGAUUCGCGUCCGCGAAGUGCCAGUCGAAGCCCGCUGCCCGCCCGCCACCGCCGUACCAGGAGUAGAAGUCGAUCCUCCUCCCGUGGUCGAUCCCGAUCCCGCUCCCGCUCUCGCAGUCCCAGCAGAGGUGGUCGACGCUACAGGAGCGCGAGUUAUAGUCGCUCACCUAGCCCAGAUCAAAGCCCUCCACAAAGCGCAAAGAAAAACUAACCAAGAAUGUUACGGAGAACCACCUUCGAGAGAUAUUCGGCAGCUUUGGCGAUAUUGA
This is a messenger RNA of Penicillium canariense, 478 nucleotides long. RefSeq lists its product as uncharacterized. The record is from RefSeq and is a predicted model, not a curated record. NCBI's taxonomy places the organism in Eukaryota, Fungi, Ascomycota, Eurotiomycetes, Eurotiales, Aspergillaceae. Bases 68 to 478 code for a protein of 136 amino acids. The transcript is spliced from 2 exons.